Molecule: messenger RNA, 812 nt
Organism: Panicum hallii
Lineage: Eukaryota; Viridiplantae; Streptophyta; Magnoliopsida; Poales; Poaceae
Product: non-specific lipid-transfer protein-like protein At2g13820
Exons: 3
Coding region: 68-601 (177 amino acids)
Biological process (GO): lipid transport
Molecular function (GO): lipid binding
Source: RefSeq, a predicted model, not a curated record
AAUAAGCAGCUCGCCACCAAACCGAAGAACUCAGGAGGCGUAUCUCUGCUCGCAGGAGACAAAUAUAAUGGCGGCAGGAGUAGGACCGUUGGCCGCGGCGUGCCUCUUGGCCGUUGUGGCUGCGGCGGCCCUGGUCGCACCGGCGGCGGCGCAGUCCGGGUGCACGACGACGCUGAUCAGCCUGUACCCGUGCCUGAACUACAUCAGCGGCAACGUGUCAACACCGCCGUCCUCGUGCUGCUCGCAGCUCGCCAGCGUCGUGCAGUCCAACCCGCAGUGCCUCUGCGCCGCGCUCAGCGGCGACUCAUCGUCCCUCGGCGGUGUCACCAUCGACAAGACACGCGCGCUCGCGCUCCCCCAGGCAUGCAAUGUCAAAACCCCACCGGCGAGCAAGUGCAACUCUGCCGGCGGUGGCAAUGCUCCAGGCGCCUCGACCCCAACCACGCCAUCGACCGGUGUGCCAGCGAGCGCAGGAACCGGCGGAGGAUCGAAGGCGACGCCGACGGCGCCGUACCUGACAUCUGGCACGUCAAUCCAGGGGGCGGUGAGCCUGGCGCUCGCAUUCGCGGCCGUCGCCGUCUAUGCCGUCUCGGCUGUGUGAGCAUCUCGCGGCUCAGCUAGCGCUAUUGCCUCGGCAUUCGUAGAUUCCAAAUCGUUCAGGUUGUGUUGUGUCACCGUACUUUGAAUUGGUUGACCAUUGCAUUGAAUUGAGUUUAGGGUCGCAUUUGUACUAUAUCUCUUUAUCACAAUAAGAGAAUAUGAACAUUGUUUGUGGUUUUAUCUUUAAAAAUUACUCAUAUUUUUUUUUGAAA